Molecule: messenger RNA, 2295 nt
Organism: Syngnathus acus (greater pipefish)
Lineage: Eukaryota; Metazoa; Chordata; Actinopteri; Syngnathiformes; Syngnathidae
Product: aggrecan core protein-like
Exons: 16
Coding region: 571-1833 (420 amino acids)
Molecular function (GO): signaling receptor activity
Source: RefSeq, a predicted model, not a curated record
AAAUGCGGCUGGUGGCUGGACCACCCCUCCAGCGACUUCUGCUACCUGAUCAUCCCACAGCCCACCAAGACCUGGCAGGAGGCGCAAGACCACUGCCGAGCCCACCAAGGGAACCUGCUCAGCAUCGCCGACUCGCACGAGCAGGACUUUGUACACGGUUUCGUCACGGGUCAGGCACAAGCGUCCUCUCUGUGGUUGGGCGCCGAUGUCUCACUCGAUGACGAUAACGGCAAAUGGAUUGACGGAUCCUCGUUCACGUUCAAGCGCCAUUGUGACGGUGAUGCCGAAGGGGGGAAAUGUCUUUCCUUGCUCACCGGCAGCAGUGACUGGGAGCGUGACAAGUGCGACAACAGGAAAGGCUACGUCUGCAAGAAAAGAGGAAAAGGAAAGACAGCAAAACCCCAGCUGCUGCUACAUGACGGCUACAAGGAGGAAUUUUUCUGCCAAGACGAUUUGAGAUUCCUUGAAUGUUCCGAUGAAAGCGUCAUCCGCGUACAGUCGGCUUUCCAUGGACGGAGGCGUAGCGACGUCUGUCCGAGUGACGGCGCCGGAUCACAGGAUCGCUGCAGGAUGAAAGGGGCUCUCUCUCACUUUAGAGCAUUGUGUGACAAACAUCAGCUUUGCCCCAUUCACCCUACGGGUACGGACCCCUGCCCUGGUGUCUCCAAAUACCUCCACAUCGUCUACAGCUGUGAGGAGAAAGUGUGUCUUGACAGUCUGGGCAUCGCUGACGGGAAAAUCCCAGACUCCUCCUUUUCAGACUCUUCCUCCGCGAUCAAUGGCAAACCUCACAAAGCGCGUCUGGGGGGCAGCGGUUGCUGGAGACCGUCCAAAAUACUCGGCAGCUGGAUCCAGGUGAACCUCGGUCAGCGCUUCAAGGUGACGGGCAUUGUGACCCAGGGGUGUACAUACCAAUUGGAAAGUUCCAACAUAUUUGAGUUGGAGUUCAGUACUAACGGAGAGACUUGGUAUCGCCACCCAGAGCAGCUUGCUGUGGGGACGUACAUGCUAACCAGGUUCGUGUUCGCCCAGUACGUCCGCCUCCUGCCAAGGUUUUUUGGCCUUCGCUUUGACGUCUUAGGGUGCACGCCUGACGACACCUCUCGCGACAUCUUAUGCAGCAGCACAGCCACCAGCCUCGGCCUCGACGGUUCAAUGACAGUCCAGUGCCCGCUGGGCUGCGCCCAAACCUACACGGUCUACGGAACCCACAUCUACAAACAAGAGUCAAACAUCUGCGCGGCUGCCAUUCACUCGGGCGUCAUUGAGAACGCGAUCGGAGGAAUUGUGACUUUGCUGAAGAAAGAGCCACAGAAGGCCUACAACAGCUCCGCCAGGAACGGGAUCACCUCGAGGGAUGGUGACGGUUUGGCUCGAUCUCCGUCUUACACUUUUGUUGACCAGGAGCCGAGAUGCUUGGGACCUGAAUGGGAGGAGUUUGCGGACUUUUGCUACAAACGUUUUGAUGAUCAAAAGACGUGGUACGGCGCUCGACAAAACUGCUCCGGUCUGAAGGCCAAGCUGGUGUCCAUUCGCUCCAAGGUUGAGCGGGAUUGGCUGCAAGACCUCCUGACGUCAGCCCCCGGCGACACGUGGAUCGAACUGAACGCCCCGGUGGUUCCCGGCGAAUUUGCGUGGUCGGACCACCAGAAGGUGACCUUAACCAACUGGGCUCCGGAAGAACCUGGCGACAGGUUGGAGAAUUGCGUGGCCGCCUUGAGACAGUCUGGCAAAUGGAAGAUGAUGUCGUGCGCGCAACUCAACGGCUACAUGUGUAAGAUGCCCACGGAGCGUUAUGCGCUGGAUAAAGGCGCCAAUACAAGUGGCGAGUAAUCAUAUGAAUGCAAUUGACCUUGCAUGAUCGUUCUGUUUGAUUUACCAUGCAUUUUGAUUGAUUGAUGCAUUAUUAUGACUGAUUUACCAUGCAUUCGUCUUUUUGUUAGAUUUACCAAGCGUUAUGAUUCUGUUUACUUCUUCUUCUUCUUCUUCUUGACUUAACAUGUGAUAUGAUAAUUUACCAUGCAUUAUUAUUCCUUUGUCCAAUUUACCAUGUUGUUAUUCUCUUAGAUUUACCGUGCAUUUUCAUUAUUGAUUUCUUAUAUUUCAUUUACUUAUUGUUAAAUUUACCAUGCAUCAUGAUUAUGCCAUCUGAUGAUUUACCAUGCAUUAUUAUUCCUUUGUCCAAUUUACCAUGUUAUUAUUCUCUUAGAUUUACCGUGCAUUUUCAUCAUUGAUUUCUUAUAUUUCAUUUACUUAUUGUUAAAUUUACCAUGCAUUAUGAUUAUGCCAUCUGAU